CUUCCAUCUCAUUCCCAAAGUGGAACAUCUAUGGAUAUGCCACAAGAUCCUCCCGUUGAUAACAAUUCACAAGCAAAUCCAGACACAGAUACAUCAUCCUACACACCAAAUAACAUCAAAUGGGGGUCAAAGGAUAGAUCAGAUGGACGAAUUUGGAUAAGAUCAGAACUUGGAAAUAACUUUUAUCCAGAAGAGGUAGUGAGGAGUGCUAUAACAAAAAUUUUCAAGGAAAAUUUUGGUGGGGCGUGGUCAUGCUGGAAAGAUGCAAAACAAAAUGAGGAAGUACCGUUGCUUUGGUUUAAUGAUUUUAAGGCUAAAUUCAAGUGGCUUGCAAAUGAUGAAGCUAACAUUAAAAAGAGCUUUAAUAGUAGGGGGUCUUUGGCAUUAAAAAAUGCCUUGUUCAAGGUGCGUAGUGGUGAAGAUAAAGGUGAAUGGGUUGGUGUAGACAACUUGAAACAGUUGGAGGUUAAAUGGAAAGAAGAGAAAUGGCAAAAAAAUUCUUUGACUAAUAAACAAAACAGGCAGUCUAAAGUUGGGCACAAUGUGCAUAGUGGAGGAUCCAUAUCUGCUAGAGUGCAUAACAAAAAAAUGGUUAGUGAUUCUUUUUGUUUAAAUUACAGUGUAAAAAUGUUCAUACUAACUUGUUGUUUGUUGGUUAUGUUUUAGAGAGUGGAAUUGGAUAGGGAACCAACAUGGUUUGAGAUUUAUGACAAACUUCAUAGACCAAAAGGGAAACCAGAUGGGUGGUUUAAUGAAACACAAGCUAAGAUAGCUGAAAUGUACCAAACUCAAAUGUUUGAGAAACACUCUCAAAGUGGUGAGAUUAGUAGUCAACAACCUACUGAAGAAAUUCACAAUGAUAUUUAUAUGGAAAUUGUUGGAGGCAUUAACAAGAAGGGGCGCAUAUUUGGAUUAGGAUCUCAAGCUGCUGUUGUCAAAGAAUCUUUGAGACCGUCACGCUCAAUUUCUACUGAUGUACCUUCUUCUGAAAAAGUUGCUGCUAUGGAGGCUAAGAUUGAAGCAUUAACCGCUGAACUUGAAAAGAAAAAUCUUGAACAAGAAACGCUAAAACAAAAGAUGGAGCGCUUGGAGCAAAUGAUUGGGAAUAUUGUGCCUAAUAUGAACACUUCAAUUCUGCCGAAAGGAGAAGGUGAUAAUGGUGACAACUAGAUAGAUGAACUUUAGCUUAAUUGGUUGCUUUUAUUUUGGUAUCUUUUGUUAGAUCAAACAUAUCAUGGUCUUUUAUAUUUUAGACAACUUUAUGUUAGUAACUACUAAGUGGAUUGAUGGUAAACUUAUCUUGGUAACUACUAGGUGGAUUGAUGAUAAACUUUAGUUUAGUUACCUUUAAUAUUUUGUGAUGAUAUUUUGUUUUUAUGAAUUCUCCUAACUUGAUGGGUAUCAAAAUAUUAUUGACAUUCUUGAAA
Molecule: messenger RNA, 1427 nt
Organism: Medicago truncatula (barrel medic)
Lineage: Eukaryota; Viridiplantae; Streptophyta; Magnoliopsida; Fabales; Fabaceae
Exons: 5
Coding region: 31-666 (211 amino acids)
Source: RefSeq, a predicted model, not a curated record